Molecule: messenger RNA, 934 nt
Organism: Stereum hirsutum FP-91666 SS1
Lineage: Eukaryota; Fungi; Basidiomycota; Agaricomycetes; Russulales; Stereaceae
Exons: 3
Coding region: 26-550 (174 amino acids)
Source: RefSeq, a predicted model, not a curated record
UCAACUUGAAGUUGACCUCGACUAAAUGUCGACGAUGGGGAACGCAGACAUCAUCCCAUUCUUUCCGUAUCAACUAUUCUUCCUCUACAUUGAGCCCAUAUCUGCGUUGGCGGGGGCGUACUAUGCCGCAUAUCGCCCCUCUGACUAUUUACACGAUCUGGUAGCAUCCACGAACAAGAUUGCGGCCUCCGGGACAACAACCAACAUCCCAAUCCUCAUGACAUUGUUCCAGCUCUCCAAUCUUUACGUUCUAUUUGCUCUCAACGAACAUCUCGUCCUAUCAUCUACCACCUCUGUCAAAACAUGGAAGCGCGUCCUGUUCUGCCUCCUGGUCGCCGAUUUCGGACAUUUAGCGACCAUGGCGCCAGCAGGUGCAGAAAUAUUCUGGAACGUUGCGUCUUGGAACGCGAUGGCAUGGGGCAGUGUGGGAUUUGUAUACCUGGGAGCCACCAUGCGACUCUGCUUCCUGGCAGACAUAGGGUUUAAGGGGGCUGAGGUACCCGUAGUUCGGCAAGAGAGUUCGUCCAUCGACGCGAAGAAAGACCAAUGAAGACACAAACACCGUUGUGCGGACAGUUUAAUCUUUUGAAGGGAAUCUGCUUGUAUUUUCGGUGAAGCGCUUCUUGAGCGGUAGCGACAUCCUGCCUUGACAUGGUUAUGAAGUGACACUUUUGUUCCUUGAUCUGGCGAUGCAUGUAGGCUGUGCUUCUCCUGAUUCUCUCUGUGGAUUGGAUCCAGUGCGGUUCAGUUGGAUUUGUUGAUUUCGCGGAAGGGGUUGAGGCAUGGUCGCUAACGCGUCGGAAUGCUAUUGAGGGUGCUGAUUUGGACAUAACAAUUUAUGGAGAGAGUUGGAAGAGAUUAUAUUUAUAUCAUUGUCGAUCUUGAUACACCCCUCUCUGUCCAAUCUCUGCUCAACAAUGCGCCCACCUCUCGA